AUGCAAGGCACCAGCAGCUGCAGGGAAGACAAGAAGCAGAGGCUUCAAUCAAGAGGAUGCAGGGCCUUGUGCUGCAGUUGCAGGCUUAGUGUCUCCUCCUCGGAAGAAGCCGAGAGCUCGUGUUCGGAUAGGUUCGCACCCAUCUCGAGCUUAGCACAUGCCAUGGUUCAAGAGAGACUAGAUCAAAUGAUCAGAGAGAGGCAGCAGGAAGCAAUUAGACACGAAGCGAGAGCGAAGCGGGGUGAGGAAGGGAGUACUAGUACUAAUAAGUUCAUCCUAAUGGUGGCUAUGGAAAAAUUUUCUCAUGAUCCAAGGGAGGAUUUCAGGGAGUCCAUGGUAGAGAUGAUAAUGUUGAACCGAAUUGAAGAACCGAAAGAUUUGCGUUACCUCCUAAAUUGUUAUAUUUCAAUGAAUUCCGAGGUGUAUCGGGGGAUUAUACUCGAGGUUUUUCAUGAGAUGAUUAGUCAUGUUCUCUUUUUCCCCAAAUCUGAGCUUGCAUUUGAAGAUCCUCUCUGUGAAUAG
Messenger RNA from Malania oleifera, 522 nucleotides. RefSeq names its product probable transcription repressor OFP9. Gene Ontology annotation, biological process: negative regulation of DNA-templated transcription. The record is from RefSeq and is a predicted model, not a curated record. Bases 1 to 522 code for a protein of 173 amino acids. The transcript is spliced from 2 exons. NCBI's taxonomy places the organism in Eukaryota, Viridiplantae, Streptophyta, Magnoliopsida, Santalales, Ximeniaceae.